UAAUCCUUUAUUUUUAUUUAUUUAUUUAUUUAAUUAACAUGAUUUAUAAAUCACAUCUUCCUGAUAUACCGAUUCCUGAUAUUGAUAUUUAUUCCUUUUUAAUUCAAGAUAAUGAACACAAUACAAAGCCUGGUGCUGAAAAUACUGUAGUAACUAUUGAUGGUCCUACUGGUAGAACUUUGACACAUGGUCAAGUCAAAGAUAUUUCUAGUCGACUUGCUGCUGGUUGGAUUGAUCAUCUUGGUAUGAAAAAAGGGGAUACUGUAGCUGUAUUCGCUCCAAAUCAAUAUGAUCAUGUCAUACUUUACUUUUCUCUUAUGGCUACUGGAUGUACAAUUACUCCCGGUAAUCCAGGCUAUACCGAAGAUGAGUUUCAGCAUCAACUUUCCAACUCUGGUGCGCAAACAUUGAUCACGGUACCUGAGUUGUUACCUGUGCUUUUAAAAGUGUGUGACAAGAUUGGUCUUUCUCGUGAACGUAUAUUCUUAUUUGGUGAUAAACAAGUCAAUGGAUGCAAACCUUUCUAUUCUCUUUUACCCAAUGAUCCUCAACGUCGUGUAGUGGCUCCUCUUCAAGGUAUCAAUCCAUCUGAAGAUGUUCCUUUUAUUUGCUAUUCAAGUGGUACCACUGGUGUGGCCAAAGGGGUUUGUAUUACUCACCGUAACUUCGUUGGCCAAGUCUUAGUGAAUUUGAAUUUUGAUCCUGACAACAACAGCCGUGAUGAUGAUCGAUUGGUUGCGUUUUUACCCUUUUAUCACAUCUAUGGUUUGACUGGUAUGGUGAUGAAUAGUUUUUAUCGGGUGAUUCCUGUGGUGGUGAUGCAGCGAUUUGAUCUAGAACUCUUCUGUCAACUUGUGGAACGAUACAAGAUCACCUUUGCUAACAUUGUUCCACCCAUUGCUGUUCUUUUGGCCAAAUCUCCUAUUGUCAAGAAAUAUAACAUGUCCUCUCUUGUUCGAUUGGGUUCUGGUGCUGCUCCUCUUGGUGAUGAACAUAUCAACGCUUUAGUUCGUGCUGUACCCUCUACUGUUCGUCAAGGUUAUGGUAUGACAGAAACAACCAGUGGAAUCAUUUUACAAAGAGCUGGUCAAAGCGCUUCUGGAUCUAUCGGUGUUUUGGUUUCCAACAAUGAAGCUAAGAUUGUAGAUGAAAAUGAUAAUGAAUUGGGUCAUGAUCUACCUGGUGAAUUGCUUGUUCGUGGUGUUUCUAUUAUGAAGGGAUAUCUGAACAAUGAAGAAGCCAAUGCCAAGACUUUUACCAAGGAUGGAUGGAUGAGAACGGGUGAUGUCGCUGUAUUCAGCUCCAAGACAAAAGAAUUUUAUAUAGUGGAUCGUAUCAAGGAAUUAAUCAAGUACAAAGGUUUGCAAGUGGCUCCUGCUGAAUUGGAAGCCAUCUUGCUAGGAAAUGAAAAGGUAGCUGAUUGUGCUGUUGUUGGCGUUUACAAUUCAAAGGAAGCAACAGAAUACCCUCGUGCGUACGUUGUAUUGCAACCUGGAAAUAAAGAUACCCCUAAUUUGGCCAAGGAAUUAUCUGAUUAUGUUGCUGCCAAGGUAGCAAAUCAUAAGAAACUGAGAGGUGGUAUCCGUUUCGUGCAAGCUAUUCCCAAGAGUCCUAGUGGAAAAAUCUUACGCAAGGACAUUCGAUUAUGGAUCAAAAACGAAGAACAACAGGCUCAACAAAAGGCAGCAAGGCUUUAAAUAGAUUGUAGUUUAUAAAAUACUGGUUAUGAUGAUAGACUGUAAUAAAUAUCUGUACACAUCUUCGGACUUGCAU
This is a messenger RNA of Halteromyces radiatus, 1773 nucleotides long. RefSeq lists its product as uncharacterized. The record is from RefSeq and is a predicted model, not a curated record. The transcript is spliced from 6 exons. Gene Ontology annotation, molecular function: CoA-ligase activity. Lineage: Eukaryota; Fungi; Mucoromycota; Mucoromycetes; Mucorales; Cunninghamellaceae. Gene Ontology annotation, biological process: secondary metabolic process. The coding region runs from base 39 to 1697 and encodes 552 amino acids.